UUGUUUAGUGUUACGGACGUGUUGAAUAUCUAAAAUCUCAACAUGAGUGAUCCAAAACCAAAAAAGGAGGGCGUAGAUUCUGGUUCUGGCUCCGAGAGCUCAGGAGAUGAAGGUGGAAAGAAGCAUGGAAAGGGCAAAGGGAAAGGGAAAGGACAAGGUCAUGGACACGGUAAAGGAGGUGAACACGGUAAAGGAGGUGAACACGGGAAAGGAGGUGAACACGGGAAAGGAGGUGAACACGGGAAAAAAGGAUCUGACCAACAAAAAGGAAAAAAGUAAUGAGCUCAUAGCCCGAGGCCUGGGAAGUCCAUUUAUGUCCGCAUGACUUACACAACAAAACUUGUUUCAACUCCAUUUUGCAUACAAAAAAUAAAUAAAAUUAAAACACC
Carassius auratus (goldfish) is the source of this 389-nucleotide messenger RNA. Its product is annotated as oleosin-B4-like. The record is from RefSeq and is a predicted model, not a curated record. NCBI's taxonomy places the organism in Eukaryota, Metazoa, Chordata, Actinopteri, Cypriniformes, Cyprinidae. The coding region runs from base 43 to 279 and encodes 78 amino acids. The transcript has 5 exons.